Molecule: messenger RNA, 5861 nt
Organism: Pungitius pungitius (ninespine stickleback)
Lineage: Eukaryota; Metazoa; Chordata; Actinopteri; Perciformes; Gasterosteidae
Gene: mcf2b
Product: proto-oncogene DBL
Exons: 26
Coding region: 1168-4038 (956 amino acids)
Biological process (GO): dendrite development
Cellular component (GO): cytoplasm
Molecular function (GO): guanyl-nucleotide exchange factor activity
Source: RefSeq, a predicted model, not a curated record
GUAACUGCAGGUGUACAGAGCAGCAUGCUCUGGCACUGCAGUGUAGCCUGGAGUGUUUUUAAGUCAUGUAAUGGGUUUAGAGAAUAUGUGUAAAAUACUUGAUGCCCAGCAUCUAAACGCAGGGAUGGAGUUUCAGAGAAUCCAGUAAAAUCGAGCAUUAGCUUUAAGGAGGAUGACUUUGGUACAAGAAGGCUGCUGUAGAAAUGAAGGCCCGUGUGAAUGAGGGAAAUGUGUCUCUGUUUUUGUAAGGUCAGCAGUUUCCAGUAUAAAAGUUCAGAGCAAUACAACACAAGCGAAGGCGCACAUGGUCGACUGUGGGUGAGAGGAGAGCACGGUCGCCGCAUGCAGGCCCCGCUAACCCGUGUCCAUGUGUCCUUGGGCAACAUUGCUCCUAUAGCUGUGACUACAGUGUGUGAAUGCUAGUCACUGGGGAAGGUGCCACUGUGUAUGGGAGCUCCUGUCAUCAGUGUGGGAAUGAAGAUUUAAGCGCUAAACAAUUAUAGUCCAUUUCCCCUGUACCACAUGGAUACAGUGUACCAUCCCUCCAGGGCCUACCAGGUGAAGUAGUGUCAAAGACUCCUCAGACUGCUGGAUCUGUGCUGACUGUGCAGACUAAACGUGGGCUGGAUAGCAGGUAUUCUGAGGAGAGGAGAGGAGUUUGGGCUGAGGGACAGCUUCCAGGUGGGGAAAGAGUCCUCGUCGUGAUCGUUACACUCGAUUGCUCUGCGCAGUCGUCGGUACACUUUCAACUGCACACAACUGGAGGUAACAGGACAGUGAGUAAUGAGACAUUCGGGCACACACAGACAUGGACGUGUUGUGUGAAUAGCAAUAACGAUAAGACAGCUCAAGGAGUGCAUGCGAGGCUCCUUGGGGCGAAGAAGAGUGACGAGGAAGCCUGUGAGGAGGAGCUGAGUGUCAGCUAGCUGCUCCCCGAUCGACACGGAGAGGCUUUCCUACAACACCUCUGACUGACCGUAGGACUCCUCUCAUCCUGUGACACAAUCAGGGGAGGUGGCGGAGGAUGGAACCACAGAAACUUCAUUUCCAGGAAACCUGCACUUGGUGUUGGUGCUCCGCCCCACGGGCUUGUUCAGCUCGGCCCCGAGUCCGUCUUCAAGCACUGACCUGGGCUUCCGCUUCAGCCAGGAUGACUUCCUGUUAAAGAUGCCGGUGGUGAUGCUGCGUUCGGUCGGUGACCUGCUGCGGUACAUCGAUGAGAACCACCUGACAACGGACUUCACGGCCAAAGUGGAAUACUGCCAGAGUGACUGGGUCGUCCUCCGAACGGCCAUUGAGACCUUUGCAGUAACAGUGAAGGAGAUCGCCCAGCUGCUGCAGGCCUUUGGGUCGGAGCUAUCUGAGAGCGAACUUCCAGAUGAAGCCAAUGCCAUCGAGUUCCUUCUGCACUCCCACACGCACCGAUACAGACAGAUGAAGGACGACAUCCGCAGCGUGCAGAAAGAAGGGAGGCUGCUGCUUUCGAACCUGGAGACUGUGAAGGCCUCCAAGAGAGAUGUAGAGGAGGAGAGGGACCUAAAAUCAGACAUGGACACUGUUCAAAGACUCCUCGCCCAGCUCAGAGACAUGGAGGAGGCGUUCGAUGGCUUCUUUGAAAAGCACCACCUGAAGAUGCAGCAGUACCUCCAGCUGCUUCACUAUGAAAUGAGCUUUCAGCAGAUGGAGGAGGUCCUGGAGAGAAUCGGUAAACAGGAGAUAGACAUUGCCUCCGUGGGGACCACCGUGGUUCAGACUUCACAGCUGCUGGGGGACCUGGAGAUGCUGGACACACGCGCUCAGGAGGAGAUGGCCCGUGCCCAGCUGGUGAUCCUGCACGGCCACCAGCUGGCCGCCAGCCACCAUUACGCCCUGGCGCUCAUUGUCCAGCGCUGCAACGAGCUGCGACAUCACUGUGACAUCAUCACUGCUGCCAUACGCACCAAGCGGGCCUCGCUUACCCGCGCACGGGACCUGCUGCUCCGACUUGAAGGGGCCCUCCGGUGGUGUGAUGAUGGCGCCUAUCUCCUGGCCAGCCAGAUGGUCGACAAGUUCCAAACCAGGGAGGGUGCCCAGGAGGCACUGCAGUACCUGAGCUGCCACCAGGAGAGGGCGCCAUCUGCACUGAAAAACAGCCAGGACAUUCUAAGCCUGGAGUUUGAGGGCAUACUCACCCCACAGCUGCAGUCUCAAAUCGCCACGGUGACAGAGAAGCUGAACGCGGUGCAGUCUAUGAUCAGAAACCGAGAGCAGUGUCUGAGGAAGCUGGCGGACGUACAAGUCAGACCGAUUCAGCUGGUGGCCCCGAGGCCUGAACCCGACCAGGCCUCGCAGCGCUGCAAGUCACCCCUCUUCUCCCCCAAACAUGGUGUAGACUUUAACGUUCUGAACUCCAAGUUCUCCUUUGACUUGCUACCUGGCAAAAGAGCCGCGAGGAGGAACAACAACCAACGCAAGAUCGAGGUUAUGCACGACUUCCAAGGCAACCGCAGCUGUCUGUAUGGCUCCACCACUGAAACAGAUUCAGAGGCAGAAGACAAUCCAGAACAGGUCUCCCGUCAUAUUAUGAAGGAGCUGAUAGCUACAGAGAGGAUCUACGUGGACGAGCUGCUCUCGGUCCUUCUGGGUUACAGGGCAGAAAUGGAAGACCCAUCCAUGUCUGAUCUAUUUCCUUCAGCUCUACGCAGUCAAAAGGACGUUCUCUUUGGCAACAUGCCAGAGAUUUACCAGUUCCACAGCAGGAUCUUCCUCCAAGAUUUGCAGGGUUGCCUGGAGACACCAGAGAGGGCGGGGACUUGCUUCCUGCAACGGAAAGUGAAGUUCAAGGUGUAUGAGCGCUACUGCCAGAACAAGCCUUGUUCCGAGUUGCUAUGGAGACAGUGCUCCGAUUCACCCUUCUUUAAGGAGUGCCAGAAGAAGCUGGACCACAAGCUUGGUCUGGACUCUUACCUCCUAAAACCAGUCCAACGUCUCACCAAGUACCAACUGCUCCUCAAGGAACUGUUGAAGCACUGCACGGAGGAGCGAUACCGCUGUGAACUCCAGCAGGCUCUGGACUCCAUGCUCGAGCUCCUGAAGUCUGUCAACGACUCCAUGCAUCAGAUAGCCAUCACUGGAUACCAGGGGGACCUGAGCCAGCUGGGCCGAGUGGUGAUGCAGGGAGGCUUCAGCGUGUGGAUCAGCCAUAAGAGGGCGGCGGUGCGGAUGAAGGAGCUGGCCAGGUUUAAACCCAUGCAGAGGCAUCUGUUCCUCUAUGACCUCGCCCUGCUUUUCUGCAAGCGCAGAGACGAAGACGCUCACGAGAGGACCCCCUUCUACAGCUUCAAGUCCUGCCUCAGAAUGAGUGCAGUGGGAAUCACAGAGAAUGUGAAAGGAGAUGUGAAGAAAUUUGAAAUCUGGUACAGUGGCAGAGAAGUAGUGUACAUAGUUCAGGCUUCCACUCUGGAGGUAAAAGUUGCCUGGCUGACAGAGAUUCGAAAAAUCCUCACCAACCAGCAGAAACUGUGUCAAGAUGAGGCUCCUUCUCUUCCACUUUCAGACAACCCACUCUCUGACAGUGCAUCAGAGAUGUGUGUGUCGUGGGGCGCAGCGUCGGUGGGAGGCUGCUCAGCGUGUCUCCCUGUUCCUCACAGCUCCUCGACAACAAGUUACUCCCACAGGCUGCGAGGGGGAGAGUCAACAGACAACAGCCCCGCCCACACCGACCCCAUAGUUCACUCACCUCGGCGCACCUGGCCGGUUCCGGCCCACUCGGUGGCCAUCUGUGACGGUCUGGAGGACUGGGGUGCAGCUACGGACCUCUCCAACCUAUCGGACUCGGACGAAGAGGAUCAGCCAGCCCCCCUGGUGGCGGGCAGGUACAGGGUCAUGGUAGAGAGCAGCAUGGCCAGCACUGAUGACAUCAUCUUUAACUGCGGCGAUGUCAUCCAGCUGCUGAACGAGGAAGUGUCGGGAAUGUGGAUGGUGAGAAAUGUGAGUCGUGGGGAAGAAGGCCGUGUUCUACCCGAGGACCUGCACAGGAUUCUGGGAGAGACCUGCUAAGAGCCAAUCAGAACAGUAGAUAAAUGGCACACAAUCUGAUCAAAAAGGGACCCGUCACACUGCAGAGAGCAGACCCUCAGAUUGAAGCACAUCAGCCGCCCAUUUUACUCUUCCAACUACUGUGAUAUUUUCACCCACAGAAGGCUGUAAAAUGCAGAAUGGACCUGUGAAGACUGUGACGAUGCAAAGCACCUAUCUGGGACCUUGUUUUCCAGCUGUAGAUUAUGUGGAAAUGGGGUUAUACCAGAAGAGGUUGAACUUUAAUCAGACAUGUUUUAUCAUUUCUAUUUUCUUAUGAAAUGUGACCGAAAUCAUGCACAUUAGCAUAUCAUGAAUGUUCAUGUGCCAAACAGCUAAUUGUUGUGGCGUCUUUUUGUAUAAAACUGACAGUAAUGGAAAAAUAGCUUUUCUUUGUGGUGUUGUUUUCAAUGAUUUGAUUGAAUUUGUAAAGCAGUCAGCUAGGUCAUUAUGCAUGUUGCCAAUUGCCAUGGUUACUCCAACUCAACAGCAGACAAUUAGCCAUCCACUUGAUGGAUUUACCUGACAGGAACAUGAACUAAGAGAACAAAGAAAUAUUCAGCAAUAUUGAGUAAAGGUCUCCCAAGUCGUAUCAGUCAUAGUGCGUAUUGCUUUGCCACCUAUAUGGUGUUGGUGAGGGUAGUGUAUGGGAAAAUGUAAUUGCUAAAACCCCUAUGGAUAAUCUUUUCUUACCAUAGGUUGAAUUACUAGCAUUAGGCUAUAUUCUAUUUAGCCUGGUCUGGUUCACAAUGCUUCAUUGGGACAUUUAUCAUUGGAGCAGAGCUUUCAUUAAUAUUCAUUGAUGUUCAAUUUUAGUUCCACCUGUUCGUCUCCUUAUCACAAGGUAAAUGUUUCCUGUGAUGAAAGGUGUAUUGACGCAGCACUCUUUGUCAGUAUUCAAUAUGUGCUACCUGGGGAAAGUAUACUACAGAAUGCAGGCUUAACAUUGGCUUCAUUGUUGCGUGUUGUUGUGAUUCGGUUUGCGGUCAGCUGUCACACACAAAUAGCGAUACUACAAUAGUGAGAUCAUUUUCCAUGAGAUGUCUUUUGCUGCGGCUGAUAGUGUUGUUAUUUUUGUCAACAUUCUUUCUCCAAUUGUUGUGCAUCUCUUCCAUCAAAUGAAUCUCGCUCUCCUCUGCUGCAGCUGUCAUCGCCACGGCGAUGAGGCUUUGUGUUUCUGCUUGUUUGCUGCUCUGCGUAGACCAAUCUCUGCACAUGCCUGCUGCUAUAUUGCUAGUUUAGGCCAACAUGGGAGCUAUGCUCAGUGUUAUUGUUAUGCCAAUUAAUAGAUUAGGUUUGAAUUAUAGGUGCCAGCUGAACUAUUACAGGUAUACUGUGGAUUACUACAUGUUUAUGGAUUUUGAAUUUAGAAAAAAAAAAAAAACAGUCGCCGGAGACUCUUUUAGCUCCUUUAAAACUGGCUAGUCAGAUUCUCUUCACACCAACAUUUGAGCAGUGUGAAAAGAUGGAAUGAAAAUACUUAAUAUAAUACAAUACAUAAACUGUAACCCUGAAUACACGUUUUCACCCACAGUGGGGACGUUAUACCCACUUGAUAGUGAGGGCAGUGUAAAUAGGGUGUGACCAAAAAAACUCAAUGUUUAAGUUAUUUGAUAUCCACCAAACACAGGCUACAAUGUAACAUCAGCUGUGUUAAUAAUGGUCAAGCUUCAAUACGGGUUUUCCACAGUACCUUUACUUGCUGAUUGCUGCUUUUGCUCAUUUUUUGAUAUUUUGAAUCAUGUGAAAGCUUGUAUUAUAUUGCCUAUUUUCCUAAAUAUAAAUCACAGGAUUAUUUAAUUUGA